AUGUCGUCGGACAAUAUCAACGUUCUCCUGACCAGCUUCGCCGGUCUGGGUCUGCCGCCGACCCUUGCGCUGCCCGUCCCAGCAACAACGACAGUAUCAGACCUACGGAGGCAAAUCGCCCAACGACUGCCGGCAUGCGACUCGAGGCUCAUCCUCACCACCCUCUCGAACAAGCAGAUUCCGCAGCUCUCCGAUGCGCCGCUAUCAAACUACCUCUCUUCGCCUCAAGAUGACUUCCUCUCUCUGCGUCUUGCGACGCCCCUCUGCGGUGGCAAGGGCGGUUUCGGCUCUCAGCUGCGUGCCGCCGGAGGGCGCAUGUCCUCCAAGAAGAAGAAGAACCAGGAUGACCAUGGGUCCAACCGAAAUCUUGACGGACGGCGGCUGCGCACCGUGAACGAGGCCAAAUCGCUGGCGGAGUACCUCGCCAUCAAGCCCGAUAUGGACAAGAAAGAGAAGGAAAGGCGCCGCAAGAGGUGGGAGCAGAUCAUCGAGACGGCAGACAAGCGAGAGGCCGAGAUCAAGUCUGGAAGCAAGGGACGUCUUGACGGCAAGUGGGUAGAGGAUAGGGAGGAGAGCAGCGAGAAGACACGCGAUGCUGUCCUCGCCGCCAUGAAGGCUGGCAGCUACACGGACAACCUCCUCGGAACCUCGGAGGGAUCCAACACCUCUUCUUCUUCAAGCCAUGCCCAGAAUCUCUCUAGUUCGGAAGAGGACGAGCAUGAAGCCAGCUCCAAGGAAUCGACACCUCUUUCCGAGCCCGCCAAGCAGGACAAGGGCAAGGGGAAGGCACCUGCUUUCUUUGGAUUUGACGAGGACGAUGAGUUCAUGAGCUCUGAUGAGGAGACCGACAAAAAAUAG
Geosmithia morbida is the source of this 858-nucleotide messenger RNA. RefSeq names its product SDE2 telomere maintenance-like protein. Lineage: Eukaryota; Fungi; Ascomycota; Sordariomycetes; Hypocreales; Bionectriaceae. The transcript has a single exon. The record is from RefSeq and is a predicted model, not a curated record. Gene Ontology annotation, cellular component: nucleus. The coding region runs from base 1 to 858 and encodes 285 amino acids.